Messenger RNA from Plectropomus leopardus (leopard coralgrouper), 933 nucleotides. The record is from RefSeq and is a predicted model, not a curated record. NCBI's taxonomy places the organism in Eukaryota, Metazoa, Chordata, Actinopteri, Perciformes, Serranidae.
GAGUGUUCAGGAGUUUCUGGCUGCUCUUCAUGUCCAUCUGACCUUCAUCAACUCUGGAGUCAAUCUGAUGGAAGAACAACAAACAACCUUCCGGUGGCAUAAAUUGUUAAAAGAAAAACAGGAUAUAAAAUAUCUACACCAGAGUGCUGUGGACAAGGCUUUACAGAGUCCAAAUGGACACCUGGACUUGUUUCUUCGCUUCCUCCUGGGUCUUUCACAGCAGACCAAUCAGAUUCUCCUAAGGGGCCUGUUGACACAGACAGGAAGUAGCUCUCAGGCUAGUCAGGAAACAGUCCAGUACAUAAAGAAGAAGAUCAACGAGACUCUGUCUCCAGAGAGAAGCAUCAACCUGUUCCACUGUCUGAAUGAACUGAAUGAUCGUUCUCUGGUGGAGGAGAUCCAACAGUCCCUGAGAUCAGGACGUCUGUCCACAGAUGAACUGUCUCCUGCUCAGUGGUCGGCUCUGGUCUUCAUCUUACUGUCAUCAGAAGAAGAUCUGGACGUGUUUGACCUGAAGAAAUACUCUGCUUCAGAGGAGGCUCUUCUGAGGCUGCUGCCAGUGGUCAAAGCCUCCAACAAAGCUCUGCUAAGUGGUUGUAACCUCACAAAGAGAAGCUGCAACGCCCUGUCCUCAGUUCUCAGCUCUCAGUCCUCUAGUCUGAGAGUACUGGACCUGAGUAACAACGACCUGCAGGAUUUAGGAGUGAAGCUGCUGCUUGUUGGACUGGAAAGUUCAUACUGUACACUGGAAACUCUCAGGCUAAGUGGCUGCAACCUCUCAGAAACAAGUUGUGAAGCUCUGUCCGUGUUUCUUAGCUUUAAGUCCUCUGGUCUGAAAGAACUGGACCUAAGUAACAACCACCUGCAGGAUUCAGGAGUGAAGCAGCUGUUUGCUGAAGUGAAGAGUCCACACAGUGCACUGGAAACUCUCAG